AGAUCCUGUUCAAGUACAAAGCGUGGCAUUGUGGGUGGUGAUGUGAGUAAUAAAAUGUAACUAUCCCAACAACAUCACAGAUAUUGAACUUUGACAGGAAGUGUUUGGGAUGUAAAUAUUUCCAGGUAAAUUUGUUUCUUUGAUUGAUGUUCUGUUUUCAAGGCGAGAAAAGUUAUCCAUUUAUAAGUUAAACAGUAGCAAUAACUAGAGAGUAUUGUAAAGUAUUGACGAGUGUCCGAGAAGAAAGAGAAUAAGCUUUUAACAGUAUAUAUGAAUAUACGUGAUUUAUAGGAACUAUAAGAGAGAAAAGAAGGAUAAAAUAAUAAGACACCUGAUUUCACCUGUGUUUACCUAUAGGAAGGAAUAUGGAGCGAACCUUGGGAUUUUUUAUCCUGUUUUUAGUAUCUGUUUCAUAUGCAGAAAAUUUAUGUUGUUCUUACCCCUGUCAAAAUGGAGGAGUUUGUCUUACAAAGGGAUUCAAAGAUUAUGAGUGUGACUGUACAAGCACUGACUUCUAUGGAAGAAAUUGUGAAACUCCAACUUUCUCAAAAAGAAUCAAGUUAUGGUUGAAGCCUUCACCGCUAACAUUGCAUAACCUAUUGAUAGGGAAUAAUUGGUUGUGGGACAUCAUCAAUAAUAUACCUUUCCUGAGAGGCUUUAUCAUGAAGAAAGUUUAUACCAUGAGAUCAGACAUGAUUGAUAGUCCUCCAACAUAUGAAAGUGAACAUCCAUACAUCACCCUUGAUGCCAAUUACAAUGUUUCCUUUUACACAAGGACCUUGCCACCUGUCCCUGUGGAGUGCCCCACCCCAAUGGGUGUGGCAGGAAAAAAAAUACUUCCAGAUUUAGAUGUGCUGACUAAAAAAUUAUUCAUACGAGAGAAAUUCAAGCCAGAGCCAAUAGGAACAAGUGCUUUGUUUAGCUUCUUUGCUCAACACUUUACACAUCAGUUUUUUAAAACCGACAUCAAGCGUGGACCACAGUAUCAGUGGGGAGGACAUGGGGUUGAUAUGACACAUGUAUAUGGAAAAAACAAGCAUGAUGAAAAUCUACUAAGAUCUUUUAAAGAUGGCAAACUAAAAGUUCAAACAGUAAAUGGUGAAGAUUGGCCACCUUUAAGUAAAGAUGCCCAGGUAGAGAUGCAGUACAUUAUGCCAGUACCAGAGGACAGCAAGUUUGCCCUUGGUCACUCAUUUUUUGGAAACCUCCCUGGACUAUUCAUGUAUGCCUCCAUCUGGAUGAGGGAACAUAAUCGUGUAUGUGAUGUAAUGAAAAAGGAACAUCCAGAAUGGGAUGAUGAAAGACUCUAUCAAACAGGAAAAUUGAUAUUAUUAGGGGAGACAAUCAAGAUAGUGAUUGAAGAUUAUGUACAGCAUUUGAGUAAUUACAACUUUAAACUUCUGUUUGAUCCUUCAUUGUUAUUCGGUGAACCAUUUCAGUACCAGAACCGUAUUGCUUUGGAAUUUAAUCACUUGUAUCAUUGGCAUCCAUUGAUGCCAGAUGAUUUUAAUAUUGGAGGAACAAAUUAUACUAUAAAGGAUUUUUUGGUGAAUUCAAAUCUUGUUAUAAAACAUGGAAUGGCCACUUUUGUAGAUUCAUUAUCAAAACAGAAUGCUGGUGCAUUCACAAUAAAGAAUCAUGGGAAAUACACAGUUAAUGUUGUGAAGGAACUGAUCAAACAUGGCCGUACAUUACGUCUACAGCCUUUAAAUAAUUACAGAAAACGUUUUAAUUUAAAACCAUUUAAAUCAUUUGAAGAGUUAACAGGUAAUAAAUGGUUAGCAAAAGAAUUAGAAAACUUUUAUGGAGAUAUUGAGGCUGUAGAGUUUUAUGUUGGUCUAAUAACUGAAAAACGCCGUCCUAAAGCUGUGUUUGGUGAAGCAAUAGUUGAAAUGGGUGGACCAUAUUCUGUUAAGGGACUAAUGGCUAACCCCAUAUGUAGUCCUAAAUAUUGGAAACCUUCCACUUUUGGAGGGAAUGUAGGAUUUGAAAUAGUUAAUACAGCAACUAUAGAGAAACUUUUUUGUCAAAAUAUAAAAGAAGACUGUCCAGUAGUGUCAUUUAAAGUCCCUGGUUUUGUAGAGGGGCCAGAAAAACCAGUGGAUGAACAUGGAGAAUUAUAAUGCUCAGAUCUUUACUUAAAUUUUGUUGAUGUAUAACUGUGUCAACUUGAAGUAGAUGAACAUAUUACCGUAUUGUGUUUUGUUUGAGAUUUAAACUGAAUUCCAAAUAACUUAACAUAAACAAUAACAUAUCAGAAUUGUGUUGCUCAGACUUUUGUGUAUACUGUGAAAUCAUUCAAUUUUUUUAUCUAAGGAUCUUAAAAAAAGUUAUUGGUCUCUACUUGGGAUUCAAUUUGUACCCAUGGAUUUGCUUUUCAAAACAAAUUGUAAAUGUAUAGAUAUUUGUAUGGUAAAGUCUUGUAUUUUAAAGAUCAGGGUUAAUUACUUAAUAACCUUGUCCCUUUUCAUUUUUCAAUCCAUGAUGUUGUUUAAAAGUUUAUUCUAUAUAUCUGAUUCCUUGACAAUUGAAGUUGGCCAAAUUAAUCCAAGAACUUUAAUUUAUCUCCUACAAAAACUACCACUUGGUAUUUUGAGGAAAAAAUAAAAAAAGUUAAAAAAAUUGCAUAAUAAUUUGUUGAAUUUAGAAAGACAGGUUUUGACAAUGAUGAUGCUAAUUUUGUAUACUUCCAUAGCUUACUUUUUAGGGAAAAUAGUCUCACCCAUAUCUGCCAUUUUGUCAUUUCUGAAAUCCAACAGUUGUCAAGACUUUUUCAUUGUGCCAGUAGAAAUUCAGCUGAUUAUUGCAUCAUAUGUGUUGUUAUUUUUUUGUGUGUGCAUUUUUUUUGCAUUAUUAGUGUAAAGCUAUAGAUUGAGCUUGCCUUUUGUUACUGAUUACUUACUUUACACUGAUUAUAGCCUGUUUGAUUUACAGCAGACUGGGGCAUUCAUGUCAUUCUGGCAAAUCUUGUUUUUGUAUAAACAUUAAUUUUGCAUAUUUUCUAAAACUUUUUUUUUUUCAACAACUUGUCCUUGUACAAAUGAAUAUUUUUUCUUCUUUUUUAUUUGAAUACAUUUUAUAACAAAUUAACAUGUUCAUAAUAUAAAUAUUAUUCAGACACAUUUGAUUUGACUGUUUAAACUUAAACUUAAUAUCAUUUUCCAGUUACAAUGCCAGUUUUUCAAUAAAUAUACUUAUAUUAGAAACACAUGUAAUUUCUCACUGUCUUUGCUCACUGAUUAAGAAGGGCAUUUUACAAUAUAUCUCAUAUUGUCAUAUUUACAUUUAAGGCAAAUAAAUGAUCCAGUAUUGAUAUGAAGUGUAUUCGUAAAAAUGAUUAAAAAGAAAAAGAAACAAGAAAAAUAAACCCAGAAAGAUUCUAGAAUGAUAAAAUAAAAUUAUGUAUUUCUUCUCUAAAAAAAUCUCAAAGCUUCCAAAAACUUGGGGUCAAGUAUUAAUUGCAAAAAAAAGUAUUUGAUCAAUUCUCAAUCAGCCUGAUUCAAGUGAAAUAUACAUGAAAUUAAAAGGAACUCGGUAUAUAAGUAUGUUGUUUAAUUUAAACUUCUUUUUUUAUAUGUUCAGGCAGGAUUUUAGUUUUUAUUUAUUUAUAUGAAUAUUAAACAUCUCUGUUAGGUUGUUUUAGAAUUGUUUAUAAAUACAUUCCUUAAAACAUUAUAAUGAUGUUCAUAUUUUCAUUUCUGUAUGUAUCAGGGUAAUUGAAGACAAUAGUAAAUGGAAUUUUACAUGUUAAUUUAAGUUACAAAAGAUUUUUACAUUUGAAUGGACAUUUCAUAUAAAUGCAUUGAAACUAUGACUUACAAUGGCUCCAUAAACUGACAACCAUUUUGAUGUUAAGCAUGAAAAUUUAGCCUGCUUUUUCAUUUUUGUCUGAAGACUUUUACUUAUAAGCCUGGUUUAUUUUCUAGGGUAUAGAUCUUAUUUGAAUUUUUAAAUAUUAUUUGAUUAUUGCUUAAAGUCACAUUUGUACAGCUGUAUCGCUGAGAGAAAAAAAUGAAGCUCAUCAUGUGCUUGUGAUAAAUCUUUUAACUGUAGAUAAAAUUUUGAAUCAACAUGCAUCCUUUCAUAUUGGCUAUUCCCCCUAUUCCCCCUUAUACAACUGCUUAGCAGAUGACAUGAUUUUUAAUAGCUUGUCAAACUGUGGCAUGAAUAUUUUUUUAUAAUUAGUAAGAGUACAAUGUACCAGAAAGUUCUAUUUCUUGAAAAACCCAUUUUCGUGUUAAGAUUCACUAUCAAAACAGAAGGUUUAUUAAAGAAUCUCUUCAUUAAAGUCACUUAAUGUGUAUUCGCGUACAUAUGCCCUUCAUAGACAGGUUCCACUGUAUGUAAAUCCAGCAUAAUGGUAUAAAACAUGUGGCCUCAAUUUCUGCUGAUCUUAUGAUUUGCGAUUUAAUGUAGUUUAUGAACAAGUAUGAAUUUGUCUUUUUAUGAAUAUAAUAGUGUGUUAUUAAUAUAUGCAUUUAUAGUUAUAUUUUUUGAAUUUUUACAACAUGAAUUGUUCAAUAUGUAUUUAAUUAUAUCUACGCACAAAUUAAAACAUUAUGUAUACAUA
Mytilus californianus (California mussel) is the source of this 4570-nucleotide messenger RNA. Its product is annotated as prostaglandin G/H synthase 2-like. Lineage: Eukaryota; Metazoa; Mollusca; Bivalvia; Mytilida; Mytilidae. Gene Ontology annotation, cellular component: cytoplasm; neuron projection. The transcript is spliced from 11 exons. Gene Ontology annotation, molecular function: oxidoreductase activity, acting on single donors with incorporation of molecular oxygen, incorporation of two atoms of oxygen; peroxidase activity; heme binding. The record is from RefSeq and is a predicted model, not a curated record. The coding region runs from base 366 to 2123 and encodes 585 amino acids. Gene Ontology annotation, biological process: response to oxidative stress; cyclooxygenase pathway.